Molecule: messenger RNA, 3863 nt
Organism: Penaeus vannamei (Pacific white shrimp)
Lineage: Eukaryota; Metazoa; Arthropoda; Malacostraca; Decapoda; Penaeidae
Source: RefSeq, a predicted model, not a curated record
GACAUGUUCAACGAAGCCUCGAGACGCCUCUUCGCCGCCACGCGAGGAAGAGCCUACUUCCGCAGCGUCAAGAUCCUCAUCCCGAAGUCCUGGUCCUUCACUGCCGUCAACGACACGGCACUCAGCGAGAACUUCGAGGACAGUGAUGUUCGCAUCGACAUAGCGAACAGCGUGUACAAAAACCAGCCGUACACCCAGCAGACAGGUACAUGUGGAACACCUGGGCAGUACAUUCACCUGACGCCGGAGUACCUCACCGACAGAGCCCAGGCCGCCUGGUGGGGGCCAAGAGGCAAGGCGUUCCUGAUGGAGUGGGCGAAGUUUCGGUGGGGCGUGUUCGACGAGCUGGGCUACCCGGGCGACGACAGCUUCCCGCUCUUCUACUCGAACUCCGCCGACGGGGGCACCGUGUACCCGACGUACUGCGCGGACACGCUCGUUGAAGGUCGCAUGAUCGACAAGGGCGGGAGGGGCGCCUGUGGCCUGAACGAGAUGGGGGAUCCCGACGACAACUGCCGAUUCCUGCCCUACCGGAGCCAGACCGCUGCCUCGUCGCUCAUGUCGUACCCCUUCAUCUUCAGCGAUACUAUCGUGGACUUCUGCGACGAGGCGAGCAGCGACCGCCCACACAACCCCCACGCGCCCACGAAGCAGAACCUCUUCUGUCGAGGAAAAUCGGUCUGGGAGGUGAUGAGGGAACACCCCGAUUUUGCGGACGGCAACAACCCCCCGACGGAGCGCUACGUCGACCCCGAGGUGGCGCUCGUGCAGCACGUGGACGCCAACUACGCCCUGGUUCUCGACUAUUCUGGCAGCAUGAACGACCACUACCGCAUCCUCAAGCUGCAGAAGACGGCCCGGCGCUGGCUGCUGCACGAGGUCGCGGACGGCAGCGAGGUCGCCAUCAUCAAGUUCUCCAAACACGCCAAGUUGGUGCACGGCCUCUCCCGUAUUGAAGGUGCUGAAUCUCGCAAAGCCUUGGCAGAAUCCCUUGACGUGACAGCUGACGGAGGGACCAGCAUUGGGGCAGGACUCUACGCGGCCGUCAAGAAGAUCUUGAAAGGCAGGAAAAACCCGGUCAUUCUCCUGAUCACAGACGGCGAGGAGAAUGAGAACCCGCGGAUUGACCACAUCAUUGACCACGUCAUCGCCUCGGGAGUGAGGGUCGUCACCGUCGCCUUCGGCGAGGAGGCGGACCCCAAGCUGGAACGCGUCGCACAGGUCACGGGAGGCAAGACGUUCACGGUCAACGACAUCGACGAAGGACACAUGCUCGAGGACGCCUUCCACGGGGCGCUCACCUACCAGCCCCCGCCCUCGCGCCAGAAUGCUACGGUGACGAUCGACGAGAAGGUCUACAGAGGGUCGGGAGACACAGCCAGCGAGACCUUCCUGGUGGACUUCACCGUCGGCAGGAACUUGGUCUUCCGGCUCGACACGGACGACAGGGCGCACGUGACGUCAUCUCCGCACCUGAUCCGUCCCACCGGAGGCAUCAUCGGGGGCGCGGAGUUCGACCCUUCUUCCUUCGUGUGGACGAUCAAUGUGCCGAUGGCUGAGCAAGGGGAGUGGAAAUGGCAGGUCGGAGUCUCAGGCAACCCCGAGAAGUUCGUGAGAGUAAAAAUCACUGCACAAACCCGGGACCCCGACAUUCACCCCAUCACCACCAAAGCCUGGAUGAGCAGCGGUGCACAUGAUGUUAAUGCUACCACCGACAGGGUUAUCAUAUACGCAGAGGUGAAGCAAGGGAAUAACCCAGUAGUCAAUGCGCGGGUGAUCGCCUUGGUGACGCCGCCCAACGAGUCCGACAGGGGCGAGGUCUACGAGCUCUUGGACAACGGGCAGGGGGCAGACAUCCAGGCAGGGGACGGAAUCUACUCUCGUUACAUGACGCGAUACACCACGACUGGCAGGUACAGCGUCAAGGCUCAGGUAACCGACGGAGGCACGGCGGUCAUCAACAGGGGCUUCCUCACGGCUCCGGCUCAGCGCACGCGUCGUGAUCUCAGGGAGACGAUUGAAGAGAGACCACCAUACUGCUGCGGAAACAUAAUCCCUCUUGACCAGGAAAAUGCUUUCAAUACUGGGACAUUCAACAGAAUCUCUGUUGCUGGAUCUGUCAAGGUCAUAGAGAUCCCCGAGGGCGACACGCAGCCGCCUUCUCCCGUCCGCGACUUCAAGGUGUCCCUCGGCUGCUGCAGCGACCUUGGCGACGCCUCCCACAACCUGACUCUUACCUGGACGGCGCCCGGAGAUGAUUUGGAUGACGGCACAGUCUCAAGUUAUGUGGUCCGUGUGAGUACCAGCGCAUCUGAUUUACAAGAGGAUGCUUUUAAUGACGCUCCUAAUGACACCCUCGUGAACAUUAGUUCUGCCAUGGACGGUAUACUUGUCAGAGCUGGCGAAAAGGUGACCGUCAAUGUGUAUCUAGAUCUAGACCUUCACCAGUCCAAUUAUUUUGCGCUGCGAGCCAUCGACGACGCUGGAUUAACGAGUAUGGUCUCCAACAUCGACAUCCUGGGGUCAGAGCUUUUGGUGGCGGCGCCGGCCGUGUUGGUCAUCCCGGUGUGGGCCAUCGUGCUGAUCGCCGCCAUCCUGCUGCUGCUGGCCGUCGCCUCGUGCGUCGUGCUUUCGUCGCGGAACACCGGCAAAUAUGACUGCGUCGAGAGCUGAGAUAUGCCAAAGAGAGGAUGUGGGCGCGCGUUCUAUGUCAUGUGAUUUUGCAUUGCAUGGUUUUAGCCAGUGAAUCUUCUCGGCAAAUAUGAUAGCUUAAAGUUAUCUUAAAAUGUAUAGACUAUAAUUUGACAUGUGCUUUUAACCCUGUGGUAAUUCAGGAGGCCUUCAUGGAUUCAUGCUUCAUUUUCAAGCAUUUGUGUUGGCACUGUAUAAUACAUGCAUAAAGAUAUGGCUAUUCCAUACAGAUUUUGUAGUAGUUAUACUAUACUGUAUAUAACAAUUAUAGUUAGAAAGUAACAUGACUCUAAUAUAACUUAAUUCUACUUUAUUGAAGCUACAGAACCAUUACGGUUCUCUGUAUAUUAAACAGUUGCUUUUGGAAAAGUUCUUUCAACCUGUCUGAUUUACUUACUUGCAUUUCACAGAGUGCUGCGUUCUUACAAAUCCGAUGUGCUUAUAUGUGUACCUGAUGGAAAUGACAUGGGGGUUGAGCUCUAACGGGAAGCAAGAUAGUCAGUAGAAACAGAAAUACGUUCACCGCAGCAGCAAAAGUCACUAGCUUGUUUACAUUGCCAAGAAAGCUUGGGGCUAGAAAUAGACUUCAUUAAUAAUGCAACAAAAACAACAAAAAGACCUUAUGUGUAUACGGAUGUUUGAAUAUCAGUUACCAAAAACAAGCAACCAAAAAUCAGAGAAGAGAAAGGUCAUAAUAAUUUUUUUUUAAACAUCAACAACAGUACUCUUAAUUCAGACAGAUCCUAUAAUAAUUAUGGUGCUUCCUUUCUGCUUUUUACGCUGAUUACAAACCGGUAUUGGGUGACGCAAAUGUACAUAGUGUCAAAAGUACAUUACUGAACGUUCUCCUUAGACAACGUCCACUUUUCGUAUGUUGUUCCCUAUGAUCGUUCUUUUCUGCUUAUUUUUCCAUCUCUACAUAUCAUUCAUUCACUCAUCUGAUCUCCUGGCCUAUAAACUCUCCUUGUUUCAUAUAAACCCUUUCCUCAUUUCCUUUUUUUUCAUUUCAUUUUCUCCUCUUGUCACGGAAUUGGCCAUUUAAUUCCACAAACGUCAUCCAGAAUAUUAGGAAACAGAAUUAUAUCGUUCUUGUCUCUGUCGUUAUCGGGUCGUGUAUCCUACAUAUUGUAUGGAAGAUAUUAUGUUCUAAUAAAACUGACAUGAGAAACUGG